CAUAUACUCAACAAAUAUAAUAUAAACAUACAUACAUACUUAUCUUAUACGUAGAUGAGUGUCUACAACAUUUUGGCGACGUCGGAAAACUGUAAACCAUAAUGACUCAGGCGGUAUUCACACUUGACAAAUUCGAAUGUGAAGGUGAUAUAGGGUCGGUUGCAGUCCGAUGGGAGCGAUGGAAACGCGGGCUGUACAUCUAUUUGGAAGCAGCGGGAAUAGAUACGGAAGCAAAGAAAAGAGCAUGUUUACUUCAUUUCGGUGGAGCUGAUUUACAAGAGGUGUUCUACAAUAUACCCGGAGCAGACGCAAAGUCAAACGACGUAAACGAUGGCAAAGUAUUUGAAAUUGCGAUACAAAAAUUAGACGAAUACUUUGCAGAGUAAGGGUUUCGAGCGACACCUGUUCCGUCAAAUGCGUCAAGAACCACAAGAGAAAUUUGACAAGUUUUUGGUAAGGUUAAGACAUCAAGCUUCAAAAUGCCAGUUCACAAAUACAGAUGAACAUAUUAUUGAGCAAAUAACCGAAAAAUGCUCGUCGGAUGAUUUAAGGAAAAAAAUAUUAAAAAACGGUGACAAAAUGACCCUUGACGACAUUAUUUCUGAAGCCAAUGUACUGGAGGUUGUAGAAAGACAGUUGGGUGAUUUUGAAAACAAGAAAAUUGAAAAUCAUGGUGUCAACAAGAUAACUACGAAGCCGGACAAGUACAAGAGCACAGGAGAUAGACAAGAUAGAGGUUGUGGCAGAUGUGGUAGCAAGAACCAUUUCGCACGAGAUUCCAAAUGCCCUGCUAAAACUAGAAAAUGCAAUAAGUGUGGAAUUCUAGGCCAUUUCCAAAUACGAUGUCGAACAAGGGAAGUACAGAAAAGAAAACCAGGUCAAGAUGAAGUAGCGCGGAACCAUAAUUCAAAAAGACCCAGAGGAGCAAACAAUGUAGAACAGAUAGACAAUGUAGCAUGUACAAGCAAGCAAACUGAGUAUAUCUUCAACGUGAACACCGGUUCCACAGCACCAUGCAUGAUUGGUGGAACAAAAGUAGAUAUGCUAAUAGACUCUGGCUGCAACCACAAUUUGAUCACGGACAAAACCUGGGUCUCCAUGAAAGAAAAUAAUUCAAAGGUCACUAAUCAAAGCAAAGACCCACAGAAGAAGUUUAUUGCAUAUGGAAGCGGAACUCCUUUAAAAUUACUGGGAUCGUUUGAUGCAGAAAUACAGCUAGGGAAGAAAUCAGAAAAUGCAACUUUUUAUGUCAUCUCUGGUGGCACCCAGAAUCUGCUUGGGAAAAUGACAGCUACUUCCCUAGGAGUCCUGCAAAUCAAUAUACCAAUGGACGUUAAUAGUGUGGACACGACAGCCUUCCCGAAAUUCAAAGAUGUGCUCGUGGAGAUCCCGUUGGACGAGUCAGUAAAACCUGUCGCACAACCUUACCGCAGGAUACCUAUUCCACUGGAAGCCAAAGUCGAACAAAAGAUUGAUGAAUUAUUGCACGCUGAUAUAAUUGAGGAGGUAAAAGGUCCCUCUAGUUGGGUCUCGCCGAUCGUGCCAGUACUGAAGGAUAAUGGAGACGUCCGCUUAUGCGUAGAUAUGCGACGCGCGAAUAUGGCCAUCAAACGGGAAAACCAUCCACUGCCAACCAUGGACCAACUACUUCCUAAGAUGAGAGAAGCAAAACUCUUCACAAAAUUAGACAUCAAGGACGCCUUUCAUCAUAUUGAGCUUCAGCCUGACUCAAGGCCGAUAACAACAUUUAUAACGGGUAAGGGACUUUUUCGCUAUAAAAGGAUGAUGUUUGGCAUCAGCUGUGCGCCAGAAAUCUUUCAAAAGACUUUGGAGAGGAUACUUUUGGGCUGUGAAGGAGUCAUUAACUUUAUAGAUGAUAUCCUGGUGUAUGGAAAGGAUCAGGUAGAACAUGACGAACGGUUGGAGAAAGUCCUGGAUGUUCUAAAAACACACAACGUGCUCCUAAAGGAAGAUAAAUGCAUUUAUCGAGUAAAAAGUGUUCAGUUUUUAGGACACGAGCUCUCUGAAAAUGGAAUUAAACCGCUGGACAAAUAUUUGUCGGCAAUCAAGAACUUUAGAGCACCUACCACCAUUGCAGAACUACAAAGCUUUCUGGGGUUAGUGAACUUUGUUGGAAAAUGGAUUCCCCAUUUAUCUACGACCACAGAGCCCCUAAAGGAGUUACUCCGGCAGAAGGCAGGAAGAAACUCAGACAUAACUGAUUACUGGAAUGACAUUCGGCAAGCAGCUUUUAAUAAAUUAAAAGCUUCACUUGCUGAUAUACCGCGUCUGGGCUAUUACAACCCCAAUGACAAAACGACAGUGAUUGCAGAUGCGAGUCCUGUGGGCUUGGGGGCAGUACUCGUCCAAACAAAUAAGGAGGGUUCUAGGAUCAUAGCAUAUGGGAACAAAACGCUUACCGACUGCGAACGCAGAUACUGCCAGACCGAGAAGGAGGCCCUCGCGUUGGUUUGGGCCAUUGAACAUUUUAAUAUGUUCCUAUAUGGAAAAGAAUUCGACUUAAUAACGGACCACAAACCACUAGAAGCAAUAUUUGGCCCCAAAUCCAAACCGUGCGCCCGCAUUGAGAGAUGGGUUUUGAGACUUCAAUCCUAUAAAUUCAAAAUAAAAUAUAGCCCUGGCAAAAAUAACAUAGCAGACCCGCUGUCGAGGCUCUGCAAACUCUCUACAAAGCCACCACAAGUUGGAGUAGAUUACGUGCAAAAUGUGAUAGAACAAGUAAGGCCGACAGCUAUACCAUUGCAAGAGAUAAUGGUACAUUCUCGUCAAGAUGCGGAGAUACAAGCAGUCAAGAAUGGCCUUUACAACAACCAGUGGAGUGAUCUCACCAAAGGCUAUAAACUAUUCCAAGAUGAGUUGUGCUUUUAUGAAGACAUCCUACUAAGGGGGACUAAGAUCGUAAUGCCACAAAAACUUCGAGACCCGAUAUUGCGUAUUGCACAUGAAGGCCACCCAGGCAUAUGUGCCAUGAAAACCAGACUGCGGACUAAAGUCUGGUGGCCAAAAUGCGAUAGAGACGCCGAGAACUUUUGCAAGACGUGCAAAGGUUGUGUUUUGGUCUCGACUCCCAAUCCUCCCAACCCUAUAAAAAGGAGAGAGCUACCCUCGGAGCCAUGGGUGGACACCGCAGUGGACCUGAUGGGUCCAUUACCUAGUAAUGAUUAUAUCUUUGUGAUCGUGGACUAUUACUCCCGAUACAAAGAAGUGAAGGUUUGUCGGACAAUUACGAGCUCAGAAAUUAUCAACCAUCUGAAAGACAUUUUCAGUAGAUUAGGUAAUCCAGUGUCGAUCACGGCUGACAACGGCCGUCAAUUUACCAGCGAAGAUUUCAAACUAUUUUGUUCCGAAAGAAACAUCAAGCUUUAUAACACCAUACCCUACUGGCCCCAACAAAACGGCGAAGUGGAAAGGCAGAAUAGAGACAUCUUAAAACGCCUAAAGAUCGCUCAGGCCGAGCAGAAAAAUUGGAAGGAUUCUCUCCGGGAGUAUAUGGUUAUGUACAACAGCACUCCCCACUCGGUAACCGGUAAAACUCCCUCGGAGUUAUUCUUUAGGCGACAAUUCAGAGACAAAUUACCGAUGAUACAAGACAUGACGUAUAGCUCGGAAGAUUCGGAGAUGAAAGAUAGAGACAAAGAACUAAAAGAAAAAGGAAAGCAGUACGCAGAUAGGAAAAGGCGAGCAGCGGAUAGUGAAUUGAACGUAGGGGAGAAGGUCUACGUAAAAAAUAUGCAUAAAACCAACAAAUUGAGCCUCAAUUAUGAGCCAACAUCACAUACCGUUGAGUCCAACAAAAAUGGAGAUGUAGAAUUGCGUAAUGAUAACACAGGCCAAGUGGUUAGACGAAACAUUCUGCACCUAAAACGGGUAGAAGGACUAUGGAAGGUAAAUAACGAGACUGAAGAUAUAAACGGAGACAAUUCAAGCAGGAGUGAAACUGAUUCUGAUUAAGUAAUAAAUUAUACACAGAAAAUUACAAAUAACAUAAAUUGA
Spodoptera litura is the source of this 4014-nucleotide messenger RNA. The record is from RefSeq and is a predicted model, not a curated record. NCBI's taxonomy places the organism in Eukaryota, Metazoa, Arthropoda, Insecta, Lepidoptera, Noctuidae.